This is a messenger RNA of Adelges cooleyi (spruce gall adelgid), 3718 nucleotides long. Its product is annotated as zinc finger protein 271-like. The record is from RefSeq and is a predicted model, not a curated record. The transcript has 2 exons. Lineage: Eukaryota; Metazoa; Arthropoda; Insecta; Hemiptera; Adelgidae. Gene Ontology annotation, biological process: regulation of transcription by RNA polymerase II. Gene Ontology annotation, molecular function: RNA polymerase II cis-regulatory region sequence-specific DNA binding; DNA-binding transcription activator activity, RNA polymerase II-specific. Gene Ontology annotation, cellular component: nucleus. The coding region runs from base 233 to 3637 and encodes 1134 amino acids.
AUUACUCUUUAUUUAUAUUAUAUUUUAAUAUAUUAUAAUAUAUAUUGUUAUUAUUUAUUAAUAUUACUCGAUUACUAUUAGGUCGUCAAACAGUGCUAUAAUAUUAUCUCAUCUUAAUUAUUUUGUGAAUAAUAUUUCUGUUGUCCGUUGUUCCUAUAUUAUUAUUCUAGUUGUUCAUUUCAGUGUCAAAUUUUACUCCAGACGUAAAACGGAACCAAGUACCGUAUCGGACAUGGCAUAUGUUUCGAUGACUAGUUUGCUGAGAACGGAAAUGAAAAAAGAUCCGUUUUUGGAAUUGCCGACGCUCGAAGAAGAACAACGACUGUGUUUCGAAACAAUCGAUAGCGACGACAACAGCUGCGGUUUACCGAAAGAGUAUAUUUGCAGCCACUGUUGCGUUGUGUUCAUGAAAAAGGCACAAAUAACGAGGCAUUUGAAAUUCUGUGUGCGUUACACCGACAACCCGACCGCCGGUGCAGCAGUUCAGACAAAACGGUCUCGUUUGAAACGUCAAGUGCUCUAUCGUUGCGAACAUUGUGAGAAAUCAUUCACCGACAAAACCAAACUGUGUCGACACAGCAAAGUGCACACAAGCUCUUUGGUUUGCGACGUUUGCCAAAAAAGUUUCUCCAGUCGUUCCAGUUUGAUGGGCCAUCGGAAAAUUCACACGGGCGAGAAACCGCACAAGUGUGACGUUUGUGAAAAAGCGUUUACCCAGUCGCACAACCUGACCAACCACAAGCGUACGCAUUCGGGCGAGAAACCGUUUGCGUGCCGGUUCUGUCCGAAGCGUUUUGCGACGCUCAGCACGUUGGUGACGCACCUGCGCAUACACACCGGCGAAAAGCCUUACCGGUGCGACCUGUGCGAGAAAUCGUUCACGUUGUCCAGCAGUCUGAGGUCGCACCGGCGAACGCACACCGGCGACAAACCGUACGGGUGCGACUGUUGCGCCAAAGCGUUUGCCAAAAGCGGCGACCUGGACCGGCACAAGCGCACCCACACCGGCGUCAAGCCUUUUCGUUGCGACACGUGCGGCAAGCGUUUCACGCAGUCUUCCGGCCUGGUCGUGCACAAGCGGAUCCACACCGGCGAAAGGCCGUUCGGCUGCGACGUCUGUCCGCGCUCGUUCACCAACUCCGCCAGUCUGAUAGCGCACAAGCGCACACACGCCGGACAAACGCCUUACAUGCCGCGCCACAACAAACACUGUGCACGGCAAAUCACGUCGUUGUCGUCGGCCACCACGGCCGCGUGGGACGCCGCCUGUGUGUCUUCGGCCGCCUGUGUGGGCAAUUUCAAUUACAACUGGUCCAAUUGGUUUCACGGGGAGACGGCCAACGACCCGGACGUACCGCCGUUUGUCGUCGAGCCCGACGACGACGCUUUCGGCGGCGAGCCGACCACCAAAAGGCCCGAAGGACAGUGGUUGGACUGCGACGUGUGCCACAAGACGUUCCCGUAUUCGUCGCGGCACAAACUGAUCGAACACAUGCGGACUCACACGGGCGAGAAGCCGUACCGGUGCGCCGUUUGCCAAAAAUCGUUUUCCCUGGCCAGCACGUUGACCGUGCACAAGCGGACGCACACCGGCGAGAGACCGUUCAAGUGCCACAGCUGUGCCAAAGGUUUCGCACAAAAAUCCAAACUCAACGUACACAUGAGAGUACACACCGGAGCCAGACCGUACCGUUGCGAUUUGUGCCAUAAGAGUUUUGGCCAUCGGUCAAACUUGGCCGACCACCAGAAAUCCCAUACCGGCGUGCGACCGUACGAAUGCGACGUUUGCCAUAAGUUUUUCGCGCUGGCCAACAGCUUGCGCAAACACAAAGCCUUGCACACCGGACACAAGCCGCACGCGUGCGGAACCUGUGACAAAGCGUUCGCCAAGAAAGCCAGUUUGGACCGGCACCGAGGAACCCACGACGGCGUGCCGGAUUGGACGAAACCGUUUGCUGCAACCGUUGUCGACCGACCUUUCAGGUGUACCGUCUGCGCCAAGUCGUUUUCCACUUCGAACAGCUUGACCAGGCACUCGGCCGUCCACAACGCCGGCCGACACCAAUACCGAUGCGAAGUCUGUCUGAAAACAUUCACUUGCAUGUCCGUGUUGGUCACGCACAAAAGAACGCAUACGGGCGAAAAGCCGUUCCGAUGCGACUUUUGUCCGAAAGCGUUCGCUUAUUCUUCCAUACUGGUGUCGCACAAGCGUACGCACACCGGCGAGAGACCGUAUCGAUGCGAUGUCUGCCCAAAGGCUUACACGCAGUCGUCCAGUUUAAUCGUUCACAAGCGCACCCACUGGAGUCGUCAAACGCCGGCGGCGGCGGCGGCGGCCAACCCAACAGAGACGCAACAACCGACAACAUCGGCUCAAUACGACUUGCCCGGUGCAUCGCCGCCGCCGACGGCCGCCGAUGACUAUGCGGACAAUUGGCCAACGUGGUACCCUAGUGUGCCGGACAUACCAAUGAUAACGAACGGGCUAUCCAGCAUGAUAGAUAAUGUUCCGGAUCUAACGUCGAUCGACCCGCAACCCAUCGUACCGUUAGCGCUGCCCGAGCCGCCGGCACCGGCAGUCCGGAACACCGAAUCGACCGCCGCCGUUGUUGUUGUUGUGGCACCGCAAAAGUUCAAGUGUGCCAAGUGUAAAGAAACGUUCGACAAGAGUUCACACUUGUUGAAACACAUCAGACUAACGCACAGGCCGAUUGUACCGAAAGCCGCGAAAAAAACCACCGCCGGGCAGACAUCGCCGCUUGGGGGGGCUUCGAAGAGCAAACGCGGCCAACGUCAACGGUUGGAAUGCGACGUUUGCCAGAGGCCGUUCAACGAUUCGUACAAACUGAGAGUUCACAAGAGAACGCACACCAGGGAGAGACCGUUCGCGUGCGAAAUUUGCCGCAAAUCGUUUAUCGACAAGUCCAAUUUGAGGGAACACCAAAAGGUGCAUUCGGGCGAAAAGCUGUUCGAGUGCGAUAUCUGUCAGAAGACUUUCCUGCAGUUGGGUACGUUGCAGACGCACCGGCGAACGCAUACGGGAGAAAAGCCGUACACCUGCGACGUCUGCCGACAAGCGUUCGCCCUGUUGAGCAGCAUGAGGACGCACGUACGGAGAGCGCACACCGGCGAGAAGCCGCACAAGUGUGACUUUUGCCCAAAGGCUUUUGUCAAACGCAACGACAUGGUCCGGCACCGAAGAACGCACACGGGCGAAAGACCUUUUGUGUGCGACGUUUGUCAACAAUCGUUCACUCAGUCCUACGUGUUGGUCUUGCACAAGAGAAAUCAUCAUUCGUCCACGGCAAACAGCGAGUCUUCCGCGGCGGCCAAACCAAAGCCGUUCGAUUGCGAUUCUUGUCAAAAGACCUACGCCAGCUUGUCGUCGUUGAACGCACAUCGUAAACGCACUCAUACGGCACAGACACCGCAACGACGUGGCAAAGUGCGUUCAUCAAUCCGUUCCGGAUCCAUUGCCGCCGCAGCUCUCGACAACGCUGUCCAUCAUCGUUCCGUUGACAAGCCGACAGCAGAACACGGUAGUUCACCGCAUCAGUUCACCGUGCCUUGUGAAUGCGACCUCUGCCAGACUUCCUUCGGCCUUCCUACGUGCAACAUCGUCCAGAACAAUUAUUAGUUGUAAUAUUGUUUAAGUUUUUUUUUAUAUAAAUAUACAUAGUGUCGAUACCAAAUAUUUACAUUAGUCCUUUUGUUUCGG